AAAACAGUGAUCUCCGAGUUUCUAUGAUAUCGCGCGACCUGCAAUAGCCAACGUCAUCGGUCCCCGUCUGCGUGGGAAACCCAUUUAUAACAAUUUUUCCAUUAUCUACAGCAUCAUCUACGCAGAAGAACAAAUACAUAAGCUGAAUACAUAGGACAAAGGGGCUAAUGGAUACCCGCGAGGAGGAGAGACUGCUCUUGGAGGAGGGUCCUGUAGAGAGUGGAAAUGAAUCAAAUGAUGGACUAUAUACUGGUGAUGGUUCUGUUGACAUUAAGGGAAACCCUGUCUUGAAGAGCAACACUGGAAACUGGAGAGCAUGUCCUUUCAUUCUGGGGACUGAGUGCUGCGAGCGUUUAGCUUACUAUGGAAUUGCGACUAAUCUUGUUAGUUAUCUCACCAAAAAGUUACAUGAGGGGAAUGUACCUGCUGCUAGAAAUGUGACCACUUGGCAAGGCACCUGUUACCUAACUCCCCUUAUUGGGGCAGUCCUGGCAGAUGCUUACUGGGGAAGAUAUUGGACAAUUGCUGCCUUUUCCACUAUUUACUUCAUUGGGAUGUGCACGUUGACGCUGUCUGCAACCGUACCUUCUUUUAAGCCCCCUGAAUGUGUUGACUCCAUAUGCCCUUCUGCUACACCUGCUCAAUAUGCAAUUUUUUUCUUUGGGCUAUAUCUUAUAGCACUUGGAACAGGAGGGAUCAAACCAUGUGUUUCAUCUUUUGGUGCUGAUCAGUUUGAUGAUACUGACUCUGCAGAGAGAGUUAAAAAGGGUUCCUUUUUCAAUUGGUUUUACUUUUCAAUCAAUAUUGGUGCUUUGGUGUCAAGUAGUUUGAUCGUGUGGAUUCAAGAUAAUGCAGGAUGGGGCCUUGGUUUUGGCAUCCCUGCUUUAUUUAUGGGAAUUGCUAUAGCAAGCUUCUUUUCAGGCACCCCUCUCUACAGGUUUCAGAGGCCAGGAGGAAGCCCUGUUACAAGAAUGUGUCAGGUCGUGGUUGCAUCAUGCCGUAAAUGGAAUUUGGCUGUCCCCAGUGAUAGUAGCCUUCUCUAUGAAACACCAGAUAAACACUCUGCAAUUGAAGGAAGUCGAAAACUGCUGCAUACGGAUGAAUUAAAGUGCCUUGAUAAAGCUGCUACAAUUGCUGAUGCUGAAGCCAAAAGGGGAGACUAUUCCGACCCGUGGAAGCUGUGCACAGUAACCCAAGUCGAGGAAUUGAAGAUCUUGAUACGCAUGUUUCCCAUCUGGGCUACGGGAAUUGUCUUCUCUGCUGUUUAUGCUCAAAUGUCAACCAUGUUUGUUGAGCAGGGCAUGGUGAUGGAUACUUCCAUUGGUUCCUUCACGAUUCCUGCAGCCUCUCUGUCAACUUUCGAUGUCAUUAGCGUUAUUUUCUGGGUGCCCGUAUAUGACAAGGUCCUUGUUCCUAUCGCCAGAAAGCUCACUGGCAAAGAAAGAGGAUUCUCUGAGCUGCAACGCAUGGGAAUUGGCCUCUUUAUCUCGGUCUUGUGCAUGUCAGCAGCUGCUGUUGUUGAGACCAGACGUCUGGCAAUUGCAAAGGAGCUUGGAGUAGUCGAUGACCCAGUGGCAGUACCGUUAAGUAUCUUCUGGCAAAUACCUCAGUAUUUUCUCUUGGGGGCUGCUGAAGUUUUUACGUUCAUCGGGCAACUGGAGUUCUUUUACGACCAAUCUCCAGACGCCAUGCGCAGUUUAUGCAGUGCCUUGUCACUCCUCACGACUUCGUUGGGCAAUUAUUUGAGCUCAUUUAUUCUGACUGUGGUGACAUCUUUAACCACUCAAGGAGGGCAGAUUGGUUGGAUUCCGGAUAACUUGAACGAGGGUCAUCUUGAUUAUUUCUUUUGGCUCCUUGCUGGCCUCAGCUUCCUCAACAUGGUGAUCUACUAUUUUUGCGCUAAAAGAUUUAAGUCAAAAUUAGCAUCAUGAGUUUUCCAGUUUACUUCAUAUGUUGGCUGGAGAUCCACUUCUUAAUCUAUUUCAUCAAUCUCAGCAAAUAACAGGACCCCUGGGAUUUGAAUCUAUGAGAACUGAACUUAGUUUCUUUUCGUCCAAUGUAUAUAAGUUCCAGAUCUGGCUCAUCAGCCUUCUAGCUUUGCUUCAUCUUUCCCUCAGCUCCCCCACUCCAAAUACAUACAUGCAUUGUUUUUUGUUACAAUAAUGUUCAAGCUUAUUCAGCUCUCAUCACCUCCACCGUUA
Sesamum indicum (sesame) is the source of this 2201-nucleotide messenger RNA. It is a transcript of the gene PTR2, whose product is annotated as peptide transporter 2. Gene Ontology annotation, biological process: transmembrane transport; oligopeptide transport. Gene Ontology annotation, cellular component: membrane. The record is from RefSeq and is a predicted model, not a curated record. Gene Ontology annotation, molecular function: transmembrane transporter activity. Lineage: Eukaryota; Viridiplantae; Streptophyta; Magnoliopsida; Lamiales; Pedaliaceae.